GUUCUCUCUCUCCGAUGAGCUGCUUUUUAACGCCUAUUUCUCCUUAUUUAUCUCCAACAUCAAAACCCACUUCUUCACUACUCAACUCACUUUCAUUCUCUCUCAAAAUGGCUUCGAAUUUCUCGCUCAUCCUUUGCAUUUUCUUCCUCUUCUCCAUCUCUGCCACUCAUGCUGCCUCCCACCGCGGCGCCGCCGCUCCGGCGCCUUCCGUCGACUGCUCCAGCUUGGUAUUGAACAUGGCAGACUGUUUGUCUUAUGUUUCGAACGGCAGUACAACAGCCAAGCCAGAGGGUACUUGUUGCUCUGGAUUGAAAACUGUGUUGAAAUCUGAUCCAGAGUGCCUCUGUGAAGCUUUCAAGAGUAGUUCUCAGUUGGGUGUUGUGUUGAAUGUCACUAAAGCUCUUACUCUUCCUGAUGCAUGCAAACUCCAUGCUCCUCCUGUCUCUAAUUGUGGAUUAUCUUUGGCUCCUGCUGGUGCGCCUGGUGUAUCUCCACCCUCUAUCGCUGCUGCACCUACUACGGACUCCGGAUUGAACGUCCAAGCACCAGCACCAUCUCCAGGAUCCUCAGGGAGCUCAAGUUCUCAUGGGUUAUCUAUCUCAAUGGGAUCUCUAUUCAUUGGCUUUGUACUUGCAGCCUUCUCUAGUUUUUGAGUAGUGAAUUCGAUACCAUUUUGAGCCGGAGCGCAGAGGAGUUUAUAUAUCAUAUGAGGAACUAAUUUGAUGUUUAGCAUGGAUUUGGUAUUUUGAGUACUUGUAGUGAUCCUCUUUUUUUCUGCAUUUGUGUGAGUGCAGCAGAUAUGGAUUCAUUGUGGCUUAGCCAAAACUUGUUUUUGUGGGUUGAAUAUCUUUUCGGUAUAUAAUGUUAAUGCUUGUUUCUA
Messenger RNA from Manihot esculenta (cassava), 880 nucleotides. RefSeq names its product non-specific lipid transfer protein GPI-anchored 31. The coding region runs from base 15 to 653 and encodes 212 amino acids. Gene Ontology annotation, biological process: lipid transport. Lineage: Eukaryota; Viridiplantae; Streptophyta; Magnoliopsida; Malpighiales; Euphorbiaceae. The record is from RefSeq and is a predicted model, not a curated record. Gene Ontology annotation, molecular function: lipid binding. The transcript has 3 exons.